This is a messenger RNA of Lotus japonicus, 3221 nucleotides long. Its product is annotated as protein FAR1-RELATED SEQUENCE 5-like. The coding region runs from base 125 to 1774 and encodes 549 amino acids. NCBI's taxonomy places the organism in Eukaryota, Viridiplantae, Streptophyta, Magnoliopsida, Fabales, Fabaceae. The transcript is spliced from 7 exons. The record is from RefSeq and is a predicted model, not a curated record.
GCCAUUGGGAAAGUUGGCAUUUUGAGGCUAGCCCACAAAAUCAAACCCAAGUUCCUCUUUGGAAGCCACACAGAUAAUCAUCUACCUUAACUGUUUUUCACUUGUAUCACUGUUUUGAUUUUUUAUGCAUAUGUGUUGUUGCAGGUUCUCAGUUUCUCCCUUUCAUGCCAAUUAUCAUCUUUCCACUCAAACUCAGUUAUUAGUUCCUUCCAAUCUUCAUUGCCCCUUUAGUACUACAGCAUCCAGAAAGUUCAGAACUUUUCAACUCAAGGCUGGAUUCUGGGAGUCAAUUAAAUCUGGGUUUACGAAGAAUAACACAACGCAAGUCAUCGAUCCACAGUCCAUAGAUGAAGAAGAUGAAGAACCUCUACCUCAGGAGUUUGUCCUUGUUGAAAAGACAGAACUUGAUGGAACAAUUGAGCAAAUCAUAUUCUCUUCAGGUGGAGAUGUUGAUGUUUAUGAUCUUCAAGCCCUCUGUAACAAGUUGUUGAAUUUGAUUUGCACGGUGAUGGAGGAUUCAGGAAUUGGAAGUUGGUGUUCUGAUGAAGGUUAUUCAUCAAAUGGUGUAGAGAAAAGCAAUGGAGUAGCUGCUGGGAUUGUUUCACCACCCACACCCACCCAGUUUGAGUUAGUUGGUGAGGAUGAAACGGGUGAAGGAGUGGCUGUCAAUAGUAUGGAUGACGUCGCACAUACUUUGUGGGAUUGUAUGAAUGCGACUGAUUUUAUGAAGUAUCACUUCCUUAAUCGGCAGGUAGCAUUUGAUUUCUACAACUUCUAUGCUAGAGUUAAGGGCUUCUCAAUAAGGAAAAGCAAGGUUUUGAGAAACAAAAAAGGUGAUAUUGUGCGGCAAGACUUAGUGUGUUACAAGGAAGGUUUUCGUGAAGAGAAAAACAGAAUGAGGGCAAAUCGUAAAAGGGAAACAAAGGUGGAGACAAGGUGUGGGUGCAGUGCAAAAAUGAGGAUUAGAUUUGUUGGUGAAAGUGGUAGGUGGCAUGUUGCUCUAUUUGGAGAAUCUCACAAUCAUGCGUUAUUAGAGGGGAAGCAAUCAGCAAUGUUACCAGCACAUCGCCAGUUAAAAGAUAGUGAUAUAAUGCGAAUGAAUAGCAUGCGAAAAGUUGGUAUAAGCACUACUGAGAUAUACAAUUUUAUUGCUGACCAAUCUGGUGGGUUUGAGAAAACCAAUUUUCUCAAGGUAGACAUGUUGAAUCAAAUGACAAAGCAAAAACAAAAGGAGCAAUGUGAUGCCAAAGCAGUGCUGGUGUACCUUAAGGGCCUAGCUUCUAGUGAUCCUGGGAUGUAUUGGUCACACCAUGUUGAUGAUGAGGGCAAUUUAAAACAAUUGUUUUGGGCUGAUGGGAUUAGUAGAAUGGAUUUUCAGGUAUUUGGCGAGGUGCUUGCAUUUGAUGCAACAUACAGAAAGAAUAAGUAUGGCUGUCCGAUUGUUGUUCUAGUUGGAGUUAACCAUCAUUGUCAUACUAUUGUGUUUGGCACCGCUGUUUUGACUAAUGAGAAAGAGGAAAGCUAUGUUUGGGUACUUGAACAAUUUUUGGCAGCUAUGAAAGGGAAAGAACCUACUGCAGUUAUAACUGAUGGUGAUCCUGCGAUGCGGAAUGCUAUUACUCGUGUACUACCUAAAGCCCAUCACCGAUUGUGUGCGUGGCACCUUUUACAAAAUGCUCAAAGAAAUGUAGGGGACCCAAAUUUUGUGAAAGGUUUUAAAGGUUGUAUGUUGGGUAAUUAUAGUGUUGGCAACUUCAAAAAAAAAAUGGUUUGAAUUGGUUAGUGAGCUGAAGCUUGAAGACAAUCCAUGGGUUCAAGGUUUGUAUGAGAAGAGGCACAUGUGGGCUACAUGUCUAAUGCGUGGGAAGUUCUUUGCUGGGUUUCGCACAACAUCACGGUGCGAAGGUAUGCAUUCCCAAAUUGGUAGGAUUCUGCGUUCCCGAAACAGCUUGCUGGAAUUUGUACAAUAUUUUGAGCGUUAUGUGGAUUACAUGCGAUGGAGAGAGGUUGAUGCAGACUAUAAGUCUGUGGUUGGAGAUAUUGUUCCACAAACUAGUGUGCGAGCGCUGGAACGGUGUGCAGGAAAAUUGUAUACAAGGACUGUUUUCCUAAAAUUUCAUUCUUGGCUAAACAGCGGAAGCGUAAUGAAGGUUGGGGCAAUAAAGGAGACGUCAUCAUGUAUUAUAUAUUCGAUGUACAGGUAUUGUAAACCACAGAAGUUGUGGCAUGUGGCACACGAUGAAAAAAUGUCCACCUUUAGGUGUUCAUGUCAGCGGAUGGAGACGUUUGGGCUGCCCUGUGACCACAUAAUUGGUCUAUUGGUACAUCUAGACAUUGAUGUCAUACCAGAGUGUUUAGUAUUGCAAAGAUGGUGUAAGGCAGCUAAGGACUGUAUGAAAGGGAACUCUGAAUCGGCUUACAAGUUUUGGGAGUCCACAGUUUUGGCCAGGCUAGGAUCAUUGGUUUUGAGAAGUAGAGAAAUGUUUAACCUUGGCUGCGAAUCGAUGGAUGACUACCUUGAUACUAUUGAGGUGAUGGAGAACCAUGUCACCAAACUGAAGGCAAAGAAGCUUGCUGUAAGCGGAAGUUCUGCUGUUAAUGAGGAGACGCCAAUUGAAGUGUUUGAUAAUGUGAAAAAUCCUGAGGUAGUUAGGACCAAAGGUUGUGGGGGCACCUCAACUGGAAACGGAAACAAGAGCAAACGAAGGUGCACUGUAUGUAAGAAGGAAGGCCACAACAAAACAACAUGCAAACGACAAAAAACUUCUACAGGAUUUUCUGAUGUUGUUGGACUUGAUGGUGCAGGCGUAGGUGAGUCCAACAUGUAAUGUGCUGAAUUGGCUAACAUAAGAUGGGCCCAUAAGAUGAUAGUUCAGGUUUGUUCUUCGAUGUCGUCACAUAUUGCAGGACAUGAAGUGUUGUGAAUCAUCCAGUUUUCAAAUUUAGUUUUGUGUAGGGUGUACUUUUAGGGCAACCACUGAGAUAUGUUGUAUUAAUGGGUGUACUAAUAUAUCCAUUUUAAAUUAGGGUUUUCCAAAACUUUGUGAAGUUGCUGUAAUGCGAGUAAAGUGGGUGCAAGUCCAUGUAACAGAUUAAUGUGCACUGAUGUUAUGAAUGGCUAACUUGCUAGCAUUUCCCUAAAGUUACUUGAAACGUUAGCAAUGUAGUUUGGCUUUGGGGACCUCAAUUUAGCUGCAAUUUAUGAUAUUUAUAUUGUCAUU